GAGAAAUGGAAAACGAAACAAUAAAAACAAAAGGAUUUCUUCUCGCGAUUCCCUUAACGCAAAUAAACAGCACAUGUUUGGUUGGGUUUCCGCUGUUACUACGGUGCUUAUAUUCUACUCUUGGUUCGUCUUUUCUAUUACGUCAUCUCACCGAGUAAAUAUUUCGCAAUAGAAGUAUAGAAAUGUCAUUAUUCAGAGCAGUGGGAAGUCCAAUUUUGUCCGCAUAUCGCCAAGUAAUCCAAACAAAUAAUAUUCGGACGUUCUUCUUGUCGUCAUCACGUUUCAUUUCGGAGGAAGCUAAGGGUGAAGAGCAAGCAGCAGAUCAGUCGACCGGAGAAGGAAACGUCGAUGAUCGAAAAGAUCGUACCCGAAUCAUUCCAGUAGAAACAAGCAUUCGGUAUUUGGCGAGUGAAGCGUAUCAGCAGACCUACCAGGGGGAGCCCGUUUGGAAAAACUACCGCCGAAAUCACAAAGGAAUCUACCCGCCUAAGAAAACUCGAAAGACGUGCAUUCGCCAGGGAAAAAUUUCUACCGGCAACCCCUGUCCCAUCUGCCGAGAUGAAUAUUUAGUGCUGGACCAUAGGAAUGAGAACUUGAUUAAGCAGUUUAUUUCACCUCAGAGUGGAAAGGUUCUGAGUUACCAAAUCACCGGCCUCUGCCAGAAGAAACACCUUGAACUUCUAGUAGCCGUCGAGCGGGCUAUGGACUACGGUUUGAUAACGUUUGAUGUUCCUUUUCGCAACUACGACUACUCCGAGUACUAUGCCGACCAAAAACCAUAA
Topomyia yanbarensis is the source of this 782-nucleotide messenger RNA. It is a transcript of the gene mRpS18B, whose product is annotated as small ribosomal subunit protein mS40. The coding region runs from base 183 to 782 and encodes 199 amino acids. Gene Ontology annotation, biological process: mitochondrial translation. Gene Ontology annotation, cellular component: ribosome; mitochondrion. Gene Ontology annotation, molecular function: structural constituent of ribosome. The record is from RefSeq and is a predicted model, not a curated record. The transcript has 2 exons. NCBI's taxonomy places the organism in Eukaryota, Metazoa, Arthropoda, Insecta, Diptera, Culicidae.